UUCUUUUUUCCAUUUUUAACAUUUCGUCCCGAGAAGCCGAGACCUUGAUACUUCCCCGCGGACGGCGGCGGCGAUGGGCGCCGAGGGCAAGUCGAGGAAGCGCCGCUCUUCACCCUCCUCAGAGCAGGAGGAGAUGGAGCGGAAGAAGAGGAGGGACAAGAAGGAGAGCAGGAGGAGCAGCCGAGAUGACAGCGGGCACAAAGAGGACGAGGAGGAGAGGCGCAGGAGGAAGAAGAAGCAGCACGGCGACAGGGGCAAAGACAAAGAGAGGGAUUCGAAGGAGAAGCAUUCCAAGGAGAAGGGCAAGCGAAAACACAAGGAUGAUGGUUUCAAAGAAAUAUCCAAAGAUGACUACUUCUCAAAGAACAAUGAGUUUGCAACUUGGUUAAAGGAAGAAAAGGGCAAAUAUUUCUCUGAUCUUUCUUCGGAGUCUGCUCGCGAUCUUUUUGAGAAGUUUGUGAAAACUUGGAACAAAGGGAAGCUUCCAUCACAAUACUAUGAGGGGAUUACUAGUGGUCCACGGUCAGCGCACAGGUGGAACAUCAAAGCUUGAUACACUGCUUCAUCAUACUCCUGCAGCGCCUGAGGCCUUCUGUAUUUUGUUGAGGAAAUUGUUCUAUCAGGCUACCAGUAGUAUUUAUUUCAUCGUUUAGGUUUCUGUAUCUAAGUUCAUAUAGUUUGGUCUAAAAAUGGAGAGUAGAUCUUGGUUCUGGAUCCCUGUUUUUAGCAUCUAUGCUCAGUUUUGUUGCUGCCUUUCACUUUAACUUUGAAAGAUGCUUACAGUGAGAAAAGUAUCUACUGUUUUUAUCCAUGACAAAAAUCAAGUGUUCAAUUGUUUAAGUGAUGAUUACCAUGGGUUGUGUUCUU
Oryza brachyantha (malo sina) is the source of this 867-nucleotide messenger RNA. RefSeq names its product style cell-cycle inhibitor 1-A. The record is from RefSeq and is a predicted model, not a curated record. The coding region runs from base 74 to 553 and encodes 159 amino acids. Lineage: Eukaryota; Viridiplantae; Streptophyta; Magnoliopsida; Poales; Poaceae. The transcript has 4 exons.